Dendronephthya gigantea is the source of this 1248-nucleotide messenger RNA. RefSeq lists its product as uncharacterized. Gene Ontology annotation, molecular function: nucleic acid binding. The record is from RefSeq and is a predicted model, not a curated record. Lineage: Eukaryota; Metazoa; Cnidaria; Anthozoa; Malacalcyonacea; Nephtheidae. The transcript has 2 exons. The coding region runs from base 1 to 1248 and encodes 415 amino acids.
AUGGCAACCUUCGUUCUCAUCAGACGACCGCGCGUCGUUACAAGAUGUCUGGAAACUACUAGACGAGGACAGUUCUGGAUUAACCCAUCGCGGGGACGAAGUCAGCAAGUCUCAGCUUCGGGAAAUUCCUCAACUACGGACAGUUUCACGGUCAAAGGUCAGCCUAGUCACGUGCAUCUCAAGCCAGAGUGUUCCAAGGCUGCACUGUCUGUCAAGGCAGCUGGUAAAUGGACACCCUCCCAGGGUAACACUUAUGAGGAAUGCGCUACCUGUGUAAUUGCCGCGUUGAAACAAUUUGACGAAUUAGGUUUCGUCGUUCAUCCGGAAAAAUCUGCGUUUAAUCCGUCUCAGAUUAUUAUGGUGUUAGGCUUUAUCAUCAACUCAGUCGACAUGACAGUUACGUUAACUGAUGAAAAACGUACGGAUAUUACAAAUAUGUGUGACACCGUAUUGAACUCACGCAAGAUAAAAAUUCGUGAUUUAGCCCAGUUAAUAGGUAAAUUAAUAGCCUCUUUUCCUGGGGUGGUGCAUGGCCCUCUAUAUUACCGUUCACUCGAAGCAGACAAAACCAAAGCACUUCGAAUAUCAAAAGGAAAUUUCGAUGAUACCAUGGGGUUGUCUGAAAACUCCCGCCUAGAGCUAAGGUGGUGGCUCGCAAAUAUCUCUCAUGUUCACAACGUCAUUUCACACAAAUUACCAUCUUGUACGUUGACGACUGAUGCUUCCCUUAGCGGAUGGGGAGCGGUUUUUCAAACAAGCAAAACGGGGGGAACCUGGGGUGAAGGGGAGAAACACCACCACAUUAACUACCUAGAAUUAUUAGCAUUAUAUCUUGGGUUACAAACCUACUGUUCUUCACUGAAUGAUACCCAUGUUAGGGUAAGACUAGAUAAUACUACAGCCGUUGCCGUAAUUAAUCAUAUGGGUACAAGCCACUCCGCCCAGUGUAAUGCUUUAGGCAAGGAAAUAUGGGAGUGGUGUAUCAUGCGAAAUAUCUGGCUUAGUGCGGCCCAUGUACCAGGUAUAGAAAAUACAGAGGCUGAUUUCGAAUCCCGCCAGAAACAAUCUAACACCGAAUGGAUGUUGAACCAUAAACGACUACACGAAGCGCUACUAAAACUAGACUUCGUUGCCAACGUAGACGUGUUUGCUUCCCGCUUAAACACACAGUUCCCGUCAUACAUUUCGUACCGUCCCGACCCGGGAGCUAAGGCCGUGGACGUUUUUCUGUUGACCUAUCCGAAGUAA